UGUACCUACGUUGGAAUUGGCUGUGGUGAAAAAUGGAGACUACAAAAAUAUCACAAAUGUGGUUCAUUGGGACGACGAGUUCACAAUGGUUGGUGGUAUAAACGCUCCCAAAAAAUUGAUAUGUAGAGGCAGCGAUGGUGUUCCGAGACCUCAACUUUUGAAAGGCAAAGACGAUUUAAGGCAAGAUGCUGUGAUGCAGCAAGUUUUCACAAUUAUGAACGAUUUGCUGAGACGCGAUAAGGAUUGUGGAGCUCGCAAACUUUUGAUCAGGACGUACAAGGUUGUACCAUUAUCACGUAGUGGUGUCAUAGAAUGGUGUGCCAAUACGGUGCCCCUUGGUGCUUAUCUUAUGGUGAAGACAGAAUUUCUGGAGCUCAUACGAGAUACAGGCCGAAUGAUUUGAAGCCCAGGAAAGCUCAUGAGAAUAUGUCCAGUAUCGCUUCACAGCCAGUGAGUAUUAAACUGCAAAUGUUCAUGAAAAUUUGUGAAAACUUCCAACCGGUGUUUCAACAUUUCUUCCUUGAGAAUUUUCCAACACCGACAGUUUGGUUCGAAAGGAGACAAGCUUAUAC
Ctenocephalides felis (cat flea) is the source of this 572-nucleotide messenger RNA. Its product is annotated as serine/threonine-protein kinase ATM-like. NCBI's taxonomy places the organism in Eukaryota, Metazoa, Arthropoda, Insecta, Siphonaptera, Pulicidae. Gene Ontology annotation, molecular function: protein serine/threonine kinase activity. Gene Ontology annotation, biological process: DNA damage response. The record is from RefSeq and is a predicted model, not a curated record.